Molecule: messenger RNA, 1191 nt
Organism: Nerophis lumbriciformis (worm pipefish)
Lineage: Eukaryota; Metazoa; Chordata; Actinopteri; Syngnathiformes; Syngnathidae
Source: RefSeq, a predicted model, not a curated record
AUGGUCGUCCAAACAGAAGUACCUAUUGUACAUAUUUUUGCUGUGGUAUCAACAAUGUCACAUGAAAUCAGCUUGAGCUCUCUGCUAGAAAGCGGUGAAGCGGUUACCUUAGACGUGGAGUCAUUGGCCUUGGACGACCUGCUGGAGGGAACUGAGGAUUACAGCAACGAGUCUGUGAUCGGCAACAAGUCAUUCAUUGGUGUGUGCAACCUGAAAGAGGGCAGGCACUUCGAAGCUGUUUUUAUACCUGUCCUGUAUUCCGUGGCCUUUAUCGUGGGCAUCGUGGGCAAUGGGGUGCUUCUGGGAAUUCUGGCUCGGGGCAGAAAGACGUGGAGUGUGACGGACACCUUUAUUCUGCACCUGGCAUUGGCUGACAUCCUGCUGUUGCUCACGCUGCCCAUGUGGGCCGUGCAGGACGCCCAAGGUGUCGGUUGGACCUUCGGCACGCCUCUUUGCAAGAUCACUGGCACUGUUUUGACAAUCAACUUCUACUGUGGAAUCUUCCUUCUGGCGUGCAUCAGUCUGGACCGCUACCUGUCCAUCGUGCAUGCCACUCAGAUGUACUCCCGCCGGAAACCCUGGGUCAUCCAGUCCAGUUGCCUGGCUGUCUGGCUUUUGUCAUUUUUCCUCUCCGUGCCAGACUGGAUCUUCCUGGAGGCGGUGAAAGAUGUAAGGCGAAACAAGACCGAGUGCAUACGAAACUUUAACUCCUGGCAACUUGCAUCGCGUCUCCUCUCCCACAUUGUCGGUUUCGUGCUGCCAUCACUUGUGCUCAUCUUCUGCUACUCGUGCAUCCUGCGCCGGCUGCGUUGCGGCACGGUGGGGCUCCAGAAGCAGAAGGCAUUCCGGGUCAUCGCUGCUGUGGUAGUGGUGUUCUUUCUCUGCUGGGCGCCAUUCAAUGUUGUCCUCAUUGUGGACACGGCCUCUUCAGAUGACACCAGUACCAGUUGUGAAUUCAGAGCUUCCUUGGCAAAAGCUUUGAUUAUCACCCAAACUAUGGGCAACCUUCACUGCAGCCUGAACCCCAUCCUGUAUGCUUUUGUUGGGGUCAAGUUUCGCCAUCAGCUCUUGGACAUAUUGAAGGUAAUCACCUGCAAAUCCAAGACGGGCAUCAAACUUCAGUCAGUGGGCAACAGGAGAGGAUCCAUUUGGUCUGAGUCUGCAGACACUUCCAACUCCACAGCAAUCUGA